GCCCCAGCCGGGGGCGGACGGGCGGCGGGGCCGUGUGUCCUGCCCUGCCGGGGAGGGCCCUGCGCAGCGCCGCCGCCGCUGCUCCCGCUCCGCGCACAAUGGCGACUCCCAGCCCCAGCGGCGGCUCCGGGGGGAGCGGGAGCGGGCCCGGGCCGGGCGCCGCCGGCAGCAGCAGCAGCAGCAUGCAGGGUAAACGCAAAGCGCUGAAGUUAAAUUUUGCAAAUCCACCUUUCAAGUCCACAGCAAGAUUUACUCUAAAUACUUCUGGAGUUCCUUUCCAAAAUCCACACAUAGAGAGACUGAGAACACACAGCAUUGAAUCAUCAGGAAAAUUGAAGAUUUCCCCUGAACAACAUUGGGAUUUUACAGCAGAGGACUUGAAAGACCUUGGAGAAAUUGGACGAGGCGCUUAUGGUUCUGUCAACAAAAUGGUCCACAAACCAAGUGGGCAAAUUAUGGCAGUUAAAAGAAUUCGGUCGACAGUGGAUGAGAAGGAGCAGAAGCAGCUUCUGAUGGACCUUGAUGUGGUGAUGAGAAGCAGUGACUGCCCCUACAUUGUUCAGUUUUAUGGCGCGCUCUUCAGAGAGGGUGACUGUUGGAUCUGUAUGGAGCUCAUGUCUACCUCGUUUGAUAAGUUUUACAAAUAUGUAUAUAGUGUAUUAGAUGAUGUUAUUCCAGAAGAAAUCUUAGGCAAAAUCACUUUAGCUACUGUGAAAGCACUAAACCACUUAAAAGAAAACUUGAAAAUCAUUCACAGAGACAUCAAACCUUCCAAUAUUCUUCUGGACAGAAAUGGGAAUAUUAAACUCUGUGACUUUGGCAUUAGCGGACAGCUCGUGGACUCCAUUGCCAAAACGCGGGAUGCAGGGUGCCGGCCGUACAUGGCGCCGGAGCGGAUAGAUCCCAGCGCCUCGCGGCAAGGCUACGACGUGCGCUCCGACGUCUGGAGCUUGGGCAUCACAUUGUACGAGCUGGCCACGGGGCGAUUCCCCUACCCGAAGUGGAACAGUGUGUUUGACCAGUUGACACAAGUAGUGAAAGGAGACCCACCACAGCUGAGUAACUCAGAGGAAAGGGAGUUUUCCCCAAGCUUCAUCAACUUCGUCAACUUGUGCCUUACAAAGGACGAGUCCAAAAGGCCAAAGUACAAAGAGCUUCUGAAACAUCCCUUCAUCCUGAUGUAUGAGGAACGCACAGUGGAUGUUGCAUGCUAUGUUUGUAAAAUCCUGGAUCAAAUGCCAGCAACUCCCAGCUCUCCAAUGUACGUGGAUUGAUACUGCUGCUACAUCAAACUCUAGAAAAAGGGCUGAGAGAAAACAAGCUGUAAAGAAUUUUCAUCACAUAUUGCAGUGUUUUUAAUGCUCGCCCAGACACCAUGUGCAAUAAUAUUGGUGUUAUUUCCAUCCUGUCUGUAUACUGUUGUCACAUAUAAAGUGCAUCCCUGUAAUACCUGAUCACACAGUGUUAGUGUUGGUCACAGAGAGACCUCAUCUUGCUCUUUUGUGGACAUAUUCAUGAAAUGUGGAAAUAAGUACAUAUAUUUGUUGACUGUGAUUGGAUAGCACCUAAAAUUCAUUUCUAGACUCAAAACUUGGAGACUUCUCAGCAGCUACUGGAAAGAUUUUUCUCUCAAACUCUUCCAAUUGUUGUUUCAAGUAAUAAUAAAAAGCAAACAAACAAAAGUUAGGCGUUGUCUGUCUGAACAUUAAGAGACUUUGCCUGGAGGGAGAAGAACUUGCUUAACCAACAAGAUGCUUUGCCUUCUGGAGCUGGAAAGGCAAAGGAGAAUUUUAUUCUUCACAAAGUGCAAUAGAUUUACUGCUAUGAAAUUCUGUUGCUUUACAGUCGCAGUGUACUUUCUGGGGACAGUGUGCUCAGCUGAACUUCCUGUUAAAAAGAGAUCAUGUUAAAUAUAGUGAAUAUGUCUUUACCAAAAAUAUGUUGCGUUGAAAGAGGCUAACAUUAAACUAUUGAGAUGGGACAUAAUGUAUUCUUCUUCCUUUUACCAAGCCAGCCACUCUUCACUCUUAACUAGGUGUCCUGUAAAUUGUUACCUGGUAAGAUAAGACCUUUGACCUGAAGAAUUAUUAAACUACUUGAUUGAAUUUAA
Molecule: messenger RNA, 2110 nt
Organism: Serinus canaria (Common canary)
Lineage: Eukaryota; Metazoa; Chordata; Aves; Passeriformes; Fringillidae
Gene: MAP2K4
Product: mitogen-activated protein kinase kinase 4
Exons: 11
Coding region: 99-1274 (391 amino acids)
Biological process (GO): protein phosphorylation; MAPK cascade
Molecular function (GO): ATP binding; JUN kinase kinase activity
Source: RefSeq, a predicted model, not a curated record